This is a messenger RNA of Symbiodinium sp. CCMP2456, 292 nucleotides long. NCBI's taxonomy places the organism in Eukaryota, Dinophyceae, Suessiales, Symbiodiniaceae. The record is from the annotation of a GenBank genome assembly.
GUGCUGGCGGGUGUCCAACCAGGUGGGCUUCGAUCUGCCUGGAGACGACGAGGGCCCAGCCGGCAGCAGGUAUACUGUAACCUUCACCCCUGGCAAGGUGAAGCGCCUGACUUGGGAGAGGAUCGACGAGAAGACAGAUCCGCCUGUUGACACCGGCGUGUAUCAACUCUUGGGCUCAUGGUCUGACUUCGAUCCGGUCGACAUGACGGCCGACCCGGGGAGGCCUGGCGUCUACACCGCCGAAGCGACCUGUAGCGGGUCAGACAUGCAGUUCUACUUCACGCGGAAUGAG